AUGACAACAAAAGUAAAGAGAGUUCAAACAUUCGGAAAAAAGAAAACGGCCGUUGCAGUAGCGACAGUUACAAAUGGAAAGGGACUGAUAAAAUUAAAUGGAAAGAACAUCGAUUUAGUGGAACCGUACAUUUUGAGAACAAAAGUUUAUGAGCCCCUAUGGUUGAUAGGAGCAGCUAAAUUAAAAAAUUUAGAUAUACGCAUAAGGGUUAAGGGAGGAGGUCAAACGGCACAAAUUUACGCAAUAAGACAAGCCAUUGGCAAAGGAAUAAUAUCAUACUAUCAAAAAUAUGUGGACGAGUCAACAAAAAAAGAAUUAAAGGAUAUAUUGUUAAGAUAUGACAGAACGUUACUCGUAGGAGAUACAAGAAGAUGUGAACCUAAGAAGUUUGGUGGAAAGGGAGCGCGUGCCAGAUACCAGAAAUCAUACAGAUAG
Plasmodium malariae is the source of this 435-nucleotide messenger RNA. Its product is annotated as 40S ribosomal protein S16, putative. Lineage: Eukaryota; Apicomplexa; Aconoidasida; Haemosporida; Plasmodiidae. Gene Ontology annotation, molecular function: RNA binding; structural constituent of ribosome. Gene Ontology annotation, cellular component: ribosome; cytosolic small ribosomal subunit. The record is from RefSeq and is a predicted model, not a curated record. Bases 1 to 435 code for a protein of 144 amino acids. The transcript is spliced from 2 exons. Gene Ontology annotation, biological process: maturation of SSU-rRNA from tricistronic rRNA transcript (SSU-rRNA, 5.8S rRNA, LSU-rRNA); translation.